GUACUCUCAAUUUCGAGUCAAUCUAGUCAGACCUCGUACAACUGUUCCCCGACGAUUUCUACUCACGCUGAGACCAAUGCUCUCUACUUUACUUCCUGACAUGUGCAUGUUGAGGGCUGAUCACCCCGCAACCCCCCAGACAACGGCUUGAUGAAGAUUGGAGAUCCAACUUAUCAUGGUGCCGAAGUCGUACUCCCGGCAGAAGUUAUCGACUCAAUUAGCAUCCAUGUCAUGCAAUUUGAUCAAUAUCAAUCAUCAUUGGCGUCGUGCUGUUUGGUCAAUAGAUCGUGGUAUGCCGGAUUCAUCGCUGGUCUCUACGCUUAUCCCAUCAUAACUCAACGAAAUUUCGAGUAUUUUGCCAGAACUCUGUCCUCCCCUGUUACAAAGAAAACCAAAGUCGGCCUCGAGCAUCUUGUCAAGCGACUGGACUUGAGCUCAAUCGCUUAUGAGAGUAGUAAGAGCCUAACUGCUCGACUCCUCGGAAGGGUGAAGAAUUCCCUAGAAUUUUUUGCAUCUCCAGCCAUUACCUUCUCCUUGACAUCUCUUGCUCCUCUGUCCAAAUGCUAUAACCUCCAUCACUUGGACCUGUCUGCCGAUGGCUACCAACUCGGACUUGGCAAGAUACUCGCCACAGUCAGUCAUCUCGAGCAGCUGUCGACACUGAAACUGCCAACAGAUGCUUUUGCUGUUCAACCCGAGGUCGCAUCUUUGAUGUGGCCACCCAAUCUGCGUUUCGUUCAGUUAACCGAUCGACUGCCUAAUUCUUCGAAAAACUGGGACGACGUCCUCCGCAGCCUUCCAAAGACUGUUACGACAUUAAGGAUUCACGGCUGUCUCAAUUACGACUCUGUUGCGCGACUCAAGGAAUGCGAACCGAGUGACAAUCGUGUGUCUCGCCUUGAGAUUGGAGUCUCACGGGACGAGGCUUACAUGCCAUUUGACGCCAUUACCACCGCAGCUUUUCCCGCCUUGCGAUACAUUGCUGUGCCUGCGCCUUCCCUCAUUCCUCCAGCGACGGCGAUGCUUGUGGAACCAAUCAUUAAACAUGAUGGUAUAGAAGUAUUGGAAUUGACGCCAAUAAGGGAUGUUGGUCCUCCCGUCAAAUGGGAGUUUGACGACUUUAAUACCAUCAUACACAGUUUUACUUCGCUAUACAAGAUAACAAUUGCGGAGAAGAAUGUAAGACUGGACGCCGGCCAACAGUUGCAGCUCACUGAGCUAUUGGACAGUCGUUUACGUACAGAUUCGGUGUCUCAGAGACGUGCAAGGCCAGGGUUUUUGAUCUGGUCGGGGGCGCUUUAG
This is a messenger RNA of Exophiala mesophila, 1302 nucleotides long. RefSeq lists its product as uncharacterized. NCBI's taxonomy places the organism in Eukaryota, Fungi, Ascomycota, Eurotiomycetes, Chaetothyriales, Herpotrichiellaceae. Bases 151 to 1302 code for a protein of 383 amino acids. The transcript has 2 exons. The record is from RefSeq and is a predicted model, not a curated record.